AUGCGACGGGCGAACGAGCGGGCGCUGGAGGCGGACAUGCGAGAGGCGUUCGCUUCGAUGAAGACUGAGUUGGAGAGCGCGAGUCUGAUUUUUGUGAGCGUCAGUAAAGUAGACGCGAGGACGAUUUUCAACGAUAAGAACCCGAUGCUCGAUAGGAAGGAUCCGCGCGUGCGGCGCGUGCCGUUUAUGACUGGCCGGCCGACGUUCAACGAGACGAGACGCGUCAUCGGUCGCCUCGCCACCGUAAACUUAAACGUCGUUGAAGAAGAAGAACGAUUGGACGAAGACGCCGACGCGCUCGCGGGAUUGGCGGAUACAAAGUUUGUCAUCGCGGCGAAACCGAAGCCGCCGCCAAUCGAGGCACCGCCAGAGGCAGAAGUCGAAAUCAUCCCUGAGCCGGAAUUGCACGCGGCGGCGAGAGCGGGAGAUUCCGAGCGAGUGCUUCAUCUCCUCAUCGAAGAGAACGCCGAUCCGACGGAGUCGUAUAAAGGAAAGUUGCCGUACGUAGUGAGUAAGGACAGAGAGACGCGCGACGCGUUCCGCCGCGCGAUGGCGCAAAAGCCAGACGCGUGGGACUGGAUCGGUCGCGCCGCGGUGCCGAGUGCGUUGACCGAAGAACUCGAAGCGAAGAAGGCCGCUAAAGAAGCGGAAUACGAAGCGGCGCGGAAGGAAAAAGAGAAAGAGCGCAAGAAGGCGCAGAAGGAACGCAAGAAGAAACAAUCAGCGGCGGCGGCACUCUUGGAGAAAACGGCGGCGCCCGCCUCGAGCGGUGUCGCGGAGAAGAAAUCCGCGGCGUUGGUGGAGCAGGUGGACAAAGUUUCGAACGAUCGCCGCGAACAAAUGGUGAGUGUUUACGUCGUCAUCGCUCGUUUUUCUUGA
Ostreococcus lucimarinus CCE9901 is the source of this 879-nucleotide messenger RNA. RefSeq lists its product with no specific name. The transcript is spliced from 2 exons. The coding region runs from base 1 to 879 and encodes 292 amino acids. Lineage: Eukaryota; Viridiplantae; Chlorophyta; Mamiellophyceae; Mamiellales; Bathycoccaceae. The record is from RefSeq and is a predicted model, not a curated record.